Ceraceosorus bombacis is the source of this 1659-nucleotide messenger RNA. Lineage: Eukaryota; Fungi; Basidiomycota; Exobasidiomycetes; Ceraceosorales; Ceraceosoraceae. The record is from the annotation of a GenBank genome assembly.
AUGCCUCUCAACUUUGCCUCCGCCUCCGCCUCCACCUCUGCCGCGCCGAGAUGGGAUCUCAACGCUGCCGACGAUCCAGCAGAUUGGGAGGAUGACUUUUCCUAUCUCAAGCCUCUGGAUGCCGCUUUGCGGUGCGAGCUUUGCUUUGUGAGCACUUUCACGAGUGCUCACGUCUCUUGACGAGCUCCGCGUCGGGACGGAGUCCAUUCGUUUCGCACAAUCGCGACAGGUGGCGGUGUACCUUGCGGCUGGGAACAAUGCUCUGGCACGUAUGCUGACCCACGAACGCCUCGCUCGCUGUGCGCAGGAUGUUUUCAGAGCUCCCGUCUCGUUGCGCUGCGGCCACACGUUUUGCUCGACAUGCGUGCGCAACGCCAUCAAUCAAGGUGGCGCAGGAGGACAGGAAUGCCCAAAGUGCAGAGCAAAGGCGCAGGACUCUCAUCUGACACCACAGAUUGCCCUCGAGACGGCGGCCGAAGCUUGGAGGGAUGCUAGGUAAGCUUUGCUGAUUGGGCACGAUUGGUGGAUCAGCGACGUGCAUCUGACUCUCCCCUCAUACUAGGGCGCGGCUUUACGACUUGCAGACCGCACGCAAAGCCGCUGCAGAAGAAGCCAAGUCAGGACCUGCUCCGCCUCGCGGCCUCAAACGCAAAGCGAGCGAAGAGCCGAAUACGUCUACCUCGAGUUCUCCGACCGCUCUCUCACCACCCAACAGCUCCCUGCGUCAGACGAGAUCAUCAUCACGAAGGCAAGAGACGAAUCCUGCUGGUCCAUCCUCCAAGCCAGAGUACGUCGUCGUCUCCGAUGACGAUGACGGGGACGUGUCUUAUGUGCCCUCGAAUCACGCAUCACCCAGCAAGCGUGGCAGUUCUUCGCAGAAGUCCCCGGCUAAAGCCCCUCCUGAAGCUGACGCCAGUGAGAGGGUGCAGUGUCCUUUGUGCACUCACACUUUCACGCUCGCUGCCCUGAAUCGUCACUUGGAUCGAGGAGUACCUUGCUCGCCAGACGAUCCGCCUCCUGUUGCAGCUGAAAGUGGUCUUGCAACGCCAAGAAGCACGAUGAGCACGGGCUGGUUCACUGCCAAGGCACAGGGCAAUGGCGCCAGCAUUCCCAAGGGAGCCAAGCUCGUCCGCCCUCCCUACGUCUCCCUCAGGGAAAAGCAGAUCCGGGAGUUGCUGAUGGAACACAGGCUAAGCAUUGCGGGAAGCAAGGAAAGAAGGAUAGAGAGACAUCGGCAUUGGGUCAAUAUUUACAACGCCAAUUUGGACGCUUCCGAAAGGAAUAGAAGGACUGUAGCACAGUUGAGGAGGGAGAUGGAGGAGUGGGACAAGGGACAGGACGAUGCGGAGCGACAGAAAGCGCGAGGCGGUGCCAUCUCGGAGAAGCGAGCCAAGGAUUGGGCGGUGAGUGAGACAUGCAAGUGCGACUGCUGAUGCGAAGAAUUGCGAACUCUUGUUGAUUAUGGGCUGUCUACGGCUGCAGGGUCACCACAAUGCUCAGUUUUCCGAGCUCACUGCAGCUGCGAGAGAUUCUCACAGACGCAACAGAGAGGCGCAUCGCUCCUCUAAUCAGGUCGACUCUGAGAGCGGGCGACAACUCGACGCCCCCGUGCCAACCUUGGCACCGGGGGCCGACUCCUGUGCAGAGACCUCUGUAUAG